GUCGACUCGUAGUAGCUCGUAUGAUCCGUUCCGCUCUACUCUCGAGAGCGUGGAAGCAAGCGUGCUAUCGGCGUCCGCACGUUACUCGAAAACCGUCAGUUUCCGCGUGGACUCCGUUACGGUGAGAGUCCUACUCUCAACAAUCCGGAUAUACACCAUUUUUCUCCCUUUUUUCUCUUUCUUUCUUUCUUUCUUUCUUUCUUUCCUUCUCUUUUUUUCUGUAGCCUAGUUUUUUUCGUUCCAUUCGUUUCGUUUGUCUUUCUCUUUUCUUUCUCCUACUUUUUUUUUUUAUCUAUUCGUUCAUCUAUCUAUACUAUUUAUCUAUCUAUUUAUCUAUCUAUUUAUUUAUCUAUUCAAAAAUUUCGUACAACCCGUUGCUAUGUUUCACGCAAGCGUUCGCGUAUGUACGAAAUUUGUUGUUUAACAAAUCUUUUCUUUUCUUUAUCCUUUUCUUUAUCCUUUCUCUUGUCGUUCUCCUCAUCAACCGUUUCACGCGUCUUCCUCUUCAUUGAAAACUCUGUUUUGGAAAUCUAACGUGAGAUUAGAAAACGGAGUUCUGAUAUAACUUGCUAAAGCGAAACAAAUAAGAUGAGUUCUCGGAAGAUUUGUAUUUCGCGCUUCGCGCAAUUUCUCCUGAUAGUUUGCUGUUUGUUAGAGUUAUCGAUGAAAGCUUGCAACGCAACAGAAUCGAACGUAACACGAUCCAUCUUGGACGACGAAGACGAUGAGGGUGAAAGUGAAGAGGAAAUUACAUUUGCUGAAUUUAAAGAAAGAUAUAGAAGACUUAUACCGUACAUGGCCUUUUACGCAGCUAACAAUAAUCUAAACGUACAAUCAAUGAUACCUGGAAAGAAUUUUGUCAACGUGCCAUCGAACGACGGAGUUACGUCAUCAAGAAGAUCGCAACAGUAUCAACCCUCUUACUCUCGAACCAACGUCGGCACCAGAAACAUUCUAAACAAUUACAGGACCAACAACGUUCAAAAUCAAUUGAGAAAAUUUGUCCCGUCCGUCCAAUACGAUCCAAACGAUAUUAACGGCGACACAGAUUAUUUCAUACCGAUAAGAUACAAUACAAAGGUAAAUCACCUUGACUAUUAUUCAUCGUCCACGUAUAAUCCGUAUCAAGAUCAAAAACAAUCACAUGCAGAAGUAACAAACACUAACACAGACGAGAACAUACAAAAGGAUGAUCGUCGAUACGGUAGACCUAUUCGACCCUAUCUUUCAACAGGCAAUACAAGAGAAUACGUUAACAGGAAUCAAGGGUUGAAACCUAUCCAAACGAAUUACCCUCAAGAUUACGUAUACGAUCACGUAAGUGGUUCAUCGUCAAAAGGAAAACCUAUCGUUGAUAUUAAUUAUCCUAGUGAAGACGUCGAGUCUCUUCGAUAUAUUCCCCAGCCAAUAAUAUCGAAAGGUACCCAACAAACCAUAAACGUUCUUGAUACUCCUCCUCCUCCUCCUCCUCCUCCUCUUCCUCCUCCUUCUCCUCUUCUUUCUCAUCUUCCUAUUAACGGAAGACAACCGGUCAACGUUACACCACAGAGGAAUUUAAAUUUUGUUAAUUUAAAUCCAAUAAUCGAAAGUUUUCAAUUAACCGAACGCCUACCCGAAACACUGGAUAAAAAUAAUUUGGAUAACAGUAUAAAAACGCUCAUUGAAAUACUCAACAUUCUUCACAAAGCGAAAAUAGAGGAAUUCCCACAAUUGCCUCAACCAUCCGUUGUUACUACUAGACCGAUUCAAAGACCCUCUAAUUAUUACCAGAAAUUACGUACAAAUACACGACCGAAAGUAAUUACGGAAUCUAGGUUCCCAGCGGUCCCAACGUCUUUGUUAAUACCGGAUGAUCCGGACCGUUUAAAACCGACAUCUUCUUACGUGAACGAAGUCAAAGCUAAAGUGAUUGUUAAACCUGUUGCUUACACGGUUGACGAUUUCAAAUCGACUCCUUCCUACAAGGACAACGAAUUUCGUCUAGUUACACCUAAGUUACCCGUGCAAUCGAGUUACGCUCUUACGGAUGAAAACAAUGAUAAAAAAGUCGUACAUUUUCAAACGGCUUAUACACCCCAAGAUAUUUCUCAACAAAAUCAUAACAAUAAAAAUCCAUUGGAAAUAUCGACUCAACAUUCUUACGAAAUCACCGAAGAUCUUAGCGACGAUAUAAUAGAUCCAAGUCGUUUUACAAUACCGCAAAUAAUUACUGAGACAACGACGGUGUCCAAUCAAAAACAAAAUGUCGUCGAACAAAACGAAAUUUCUACUUCUCGGCCAACCAUUAAUCAUCCGUCCUUGAAAUAUGGUGUCACUCGUGGCAAACCAAACGUCGAUUAUCCGGCUUACGCUGUUAUUCCGGAAACCGAAUUCAGUUGUAAGAAGCAACGUUACAAAGGAUUUUUCGGUGAUCCAUCGACCGGUUGUCAGGUAUGGCAUUACUGCGACCUUAAUGGCGGCAAAUCGUCAUUCCUGUGCCCGAACGGUACCAUCUUCAGUCAGGUUGCAUUGACUUGCGAUUGGUGGUUCAAUGUCAAGUGCGAAUCUACGACUCAAUUGUACGUUCUCAACGAACGUCUAUACAAAUAUAUCCUUCCGAUAAUGCCGAAAUUCCCGGAAGACUUUACCGGUCCGGAGGUCGAUCGAUAUUUAGAGAUCAAAUUCAAGGAAAUGGAAGCUAAGCUAAAAGAAAAAAAAUUAAAGAAACAACAGGAGAGAAAGGACAAAGCGAAGGGCAAACCGAUCGACGAUAACAAUAACAAAAAUCGUGAAUAAUUUUUAAUUGCGAAUGGAAAAUUAAAUUAUAUCGAUUAUGCUCUUUUUUUAAACGUAUAUUAUAUACGUGUAUUAUACAUACGUAUCUUGUUGCCAUUAAGAUUUGUUUUCAAAAAAAAAAAAAAAAAAAAAAAAAGAAAAAGGAAAAGAAAAAUCGUGAUUCUUAAAUAUGUAUACUUUGUGCAGUAAAAGUAAGAUUGUUUAUCAUAUCGAAAAACAUCUACACCUAGACGAAAACUAUAAUAAUUUUGCAAUUUAUUAUUAGAAAGUCGAAUGAAAUAAUGUAAGGUAUGUAUGUAUGUAUCAUGAAAAAUUUGUUCUGAUCAUUUUUUUUUUUUUUCUUAUCUUUUUCUUUCCAUAACUAAUCAAAUUAAUUUUUUCUUUGUAUCGAUCGUACUAGCUGAUUUUUUUUAUAGAAAUCUGAGCGGGUAUAAAAUGGCUGAUGAUAUUCAUAAGUAUUUUCUCCCUCUCUAGUCAUACAUGCUUACUAUGUAAUUAUUUAUAGCGGAAUGUGCUCAGUUAAUUGAAUAUUAUUGUACCUAAAUGUUUAUCAUAAAAGACUUUCUAUAAUAGUCCUUUGUAUAGACAUGAACCUUACUUAUAAUAUAUAUAUAUAUGAGAUAUAAAUUUCAUCCAUAUAAGAAAAACAUUUGAUAAAUGUUAUUGCGAUGCAUCAUAACAAAUCAAGAUUGUAUAAACGCAAUGUAAAGUUAUAAACAGAAUAAAUCUAUUUAUUACUCUU
Molecule: messenger RNA, 3517 nt
Organism: Vespula vulgaris
Lineage: Eukaryota; Metazoa; Arthropoda; Insecta; Hymenoptera; Vespidae
Exons: 3
Coding region: 589-2775 (728 amino acids)
Cellular component (GO): extracellular region
Molecular function (GO): chitin binding
Source: RefSeq, a predicted model, not a curated record